Messenger RNA from Notolabrus celidotus (New Zealand spotty), 3264 nucleotides. It is a transcript of the gene znf341, whose product is annotated as zinc finger protein 341. The coding region runs from base 74 to 2869 and encodes 931 amino acids. The record is from RefSeq and is a predicted model, not a curated record. Lineage: Eukaryota; Metazoa; Chordata; Actinopteri; Labriformes; Labridae. The transcript is spliced from 16 exons.
UGUGUGUGUGAGAGGACCUCAACAGGCAGCCCUGACUAAUCGAGCGCAGAUCGCGCAGGAGAAGAGCAACAAGAUGGCGCAGGCAAUAUUUGAAGUGCUUGAAGGCAUGGACAACCAGACAGUGUUGGCAGUCCAGUCUCUGCUGGAUGGCCAAGGUGGAGUUCCUGACCCAAACAGCCAGAAUGUCUCUGGGACGUCCACCAUCCAGUCGAUGGACGAUGAAGACGUGUUCCUCUGUGGGAAGUGUAAGAAACAGUUCAACUCCCUGCCAGCCUUCAUGACACACAAGAGAGAGCAGUGCCAGUCCAGCGCUCCCUCCCUGUCCACGGUGUCUCUGGCCUCCACAAACGCCUACACACCUGUCCCCUCAAUCAGUGCUGGACCACAGACCCCUGCAAACAGACAGGUAUCAACAUAUAUCACAGUGCCUCCCUCUCCGCUUACACACACUCUGGUUCAAGGCAACGUGUUGGUGAGUGACGACGUUCUCAUGUCGGCUAUCUCAGCGUUUACCUCCAUCGACCAGCCAAUGGCCGCCAUGCAGACGCCCAUACAGAGUAACCUGAGCAUGCACACAGCUGGCGUGUCCUACCUGCAGCAUCACCACCACCACCAUCAUCAUCAUCAUCACCAACAGCAGCAGCAGCAGCAGCAGCAGUCCUCCCACGCCCUGCCAUCCAAUCAGACACAAGCCCACCCCCACCCUGCUGGUCAGCCCCCACAGCAGCCGCUCUCUUCACAGGUGCCAGCUAGCCACAGUAACUCAGUGGUGCAGGUGUACAGCACGCUGCCCCACAUGGCAGGGGGUGGAGGUGCAGAGAUCCACACCCUCGGUCUGCAGCCUUUCCAUCCUGUGCAAGUUCCCAGUCAGUGUGUGGAGAGCCAGUCAUUUAACACCCCACCUGUGUACUGCCCCGGGAAACAAGGCACCAAAACAAAGCUCUGCAGCAUUACCACCAAUCUCGCAGAGCUGGGCGACUUUGAAAAGGUCAUCAUUCCCAAACGACCGAGGAGCAGCAAGAAGAGCCCGGACGGAGCCACAGAGCAGCUAAAAGGAAAAGGUCCAAAGCUGAAGUGUAAUUUCUGCGACAAAAUCUUCUCGAAAAACUUUGAUCUUCAGCAGCACAUCAGAAGUCACACAGGAGAGAAACCGUUUCAGUGCAUCGUCUGUGGACGAGCCUUUGCCCAGAAAUCCAACGUGAAGAAACACAUGCAGACACACAAGGUGUGGCCUAUGGGUGUGGCCAGCACUGUGUCAAGAUUACCAAUCACGGUCAAGGUGGUACCAGUGUCAACAAACGAGGAGGAGAGGGGCCGAGAGCAGCAGCAGCAGCAGCAAGGUGAACCUGAAGAGGAGGGGUCACAACAGCAGAGCAGCCAAAUACAAGCUGAGGAAGAAGCAGCUCAAACAGAAGCUGCAGGGGAGCUGGAGGAGACUGUGACUGAAGCUCAGCAGAAUCCAGAGGGUGGCAGAGAGGAGAACAGGCAGAACAGACUCCCUCAGGUGCAGAUGCAGUCCAACCAGAACCAGCAGUGCCAGGCUCAGACCAAACAGAUAGUCUUGAUUGACAGCUCCUAUCAGUGCCAGUUCUGUGCCAGCAAAUUCAAGACAUACUUCCAGCUCAAGUCCCAUCUGACCCAGCACAAAGGGGAGCAGGUUUAUAAGUGCGUGCUGAAGUCUUGCUCACAGACCUUCCACAAGCUGGAUCAGUUUCUGGAGCACAUCAGGACGCACCAGGAGCAGCUGACGUACCGCUGCCACCUCUGCGGCAAAGUGUUCCCCUCGCUAUUUGAACUGGGAGUCCACCAGUACUCCCACUGCUUCUGCCCACAACAGAGCACACGCAAGGAAACAACCGUGUACAGGUGUGUGAAAUGCCAAAGCAGAUAUUCUACCCAGGAAGCACUGGAACAACAUCUUCUUACUGCCUCACACAACUAUCCCUGCCCACACUGUCAAAAGGUUUUCCCAUGUGAGCGAUACUUCAGACGCCACCUCCCCACUCAUGGCGUUGGCGGAAGGUUCAAGUGUCAGAUCUGCAAGAAGGCCUUCAAGACAGAGCACUACCUCAAACUGCACACACGCAUUCACUCAGGUGAGAAGCCGUACAAAUGCUCCCUCUGUGAGGCGACGUUCAACAGGAAGGACAAAGUGAAGCGACACAUGCUCAUCCACGAACCCUUCAAGAAAUACAAAUGUCCUUUCAGGACACAUGUUGGCUGCACCAAAGAAUUUAACAGACCGGACAAACUCAAAGCUCACAUUCUGUCCCAUUCUGGUAUCAAACCCUACAAGUGUCUGUUCUGUCAGAAGGCCUUCAGCCGCAGAGCUCACAUGCUGGAGCAUCAGCAGUCUCACACGGAUAACUACCGCUUCAGAUGCUCCACCUGCAACAAAGGAUUCACCAGACAGAGCUACUACAGAGAUCACAAAUGUCCCGCAGCGGGGAACGGGACAGGAACUGAAGGAGGAGGUACUGAAGACGAGGAGGAAGAGGAGGAGGAGGAGGAGGAGGAGGAAGAGGAAGAGGAAGAGGAGGACGGAGAAGUGACAACAGAGGAUAAGGAUGGAGAAGAGGACAGAAGAAGGUUCACAGGAAAUGCCAAAAGAAUAGAGAUGGGUGGGGGUGACAGAGAGGAAGACAGCUCAGAGGACAGACAAGAACGAGGGGAAACACAGGAGGAGGAGGAGGAGCAAGAGGGGAGGACUGAUGAGGGCUGUCAGGCUGCAGUUUCUAUCACAAACACUGAAGAACAAACAGAAAGAGAGGAAGAGGAGGAGGAGGAGGGUGGGAUGAGAAAUGGUGAUGGAGCAUUGGAGCAGAUGCAGAACAAUGACCAGAACUGUUUGCAGCAGCCAUGUUUGUAGUUCUGAGCGUCAUCUUUGUUGACAUGUCUCCUGGACCCGGACCAAAUGAGCCCCGUUAAACUUUAUUUAUGAAGACCGUCGGGUCUGAGAAUUUUUAAGAUUUGUUUUAAAUUAAAACAUGAUUUAAGUUAUUUGCACUGCUUUUACUUCUUCUGCUAAAAGUGAUGAAAUGAUUUGGAGAAUUAUUUUUAUCUGUUGAAAUUUUGUCGCCAAAAUAAUCUUGAGCACAGAUUUUAUGUCAAGCUGCAGCUGUUCAUUAUAAAUGUCAUGAUGUCAAAACUAUUAACAACACUUUUUGUUAUUUAUGCAGCUUAAACGUAUUGUUAUAUAAGCUUCAACUUGUCUGGCAGUAUAUUUUUGUGCAUAUUUAUAAAGUUUUGCAUUUUAAAAACUAA